CGGAACAGAUUGCAGUCGUAAACUUCCGGUACGACUAUUUUUGUAGUCGGAGUUGCAGUGUAUGUCUGUACUGGGUGGUGAUAGUCCUGGCGGCUAAUAGUUUAUUUAUUUAUUUUUUUAAAUGAAAAAACAGACAUCGAUGGCGACAGAGAACCAACAAGGAGCUUCUUCAGUUGUUGCUCGAUAUUAUACUCGUUGGUAUAAAACAGAUUUGAAGAGUAAGCCCGGUGAAGACCACUGUGUCCUGCAGCAUUCUAAUAGAAUUUGUGUCAUCACACUUGCAGAAUCGCAUCCCGUUUUACAAAAAGGAAGACAAAUCAAGAGCAUAAAUUACCAGAUCAGUGCCAACUGCAGCAGGCUACAAAACAAGGUUUCUGGGAAGUCGAAGCGGGGUGGACAGUUCCUUACAGAGCUCGCACCCCUGUGUAGAAUAACAUGCAUGGAUGGAGAGGAAUAUACUGUUUUUAGUUGUAUCAGAGGACGCCUGUUAGAAGUCAAUGAGGACAUUCUUAUGAAUCCUAGUCUAUUACAGGAAAAGCCAUCCACAGAAGGCUACAUUGCGGUUGUGUUGCCUAAAUUUGAAGAAAGUAAAAGUGUAACCCAGGGACUGCUGACCCAGACAGAGUAUGAAGAUAUUCUUUCUAAAAGAAGGAGCACAACCCCUGAGCCAUGCUCAUGAAGGGACAGCAGGCUGGGCUGCCUGUCUUUCACAGCUGGAGAAGUACUAGGAGCUACGUGUAGAGCAAAUAGCUCCUGGUUGUUUACUGGCUUUAACAACAGAGCCUUUAAAGGCUAGUAUUGUAGUAAGGACUAAACAAGGAGAGGCACUGGGGUUUAUUCAGUUGGUGUAAAUACUGGUAUUGUUUGAGUUUAAAUGUCUUGGUACACAGAGAGCCCUAUUCUGUUGAAGUGGCUGUAUUCAGAUCCACCACUGUCUUUGAAAGAAGUUGUGGAUUUGUAUGUUAUCGUAAAAGUUAUUUUGAUUGGCGUCUGGCAACCACAAUUGGUGUGAAAAGCUGUUCUUUGUUUCAGUUUAAGAAAGCAGGCAACACUUGGUUUGAGGAUUAAUGAAUUAAGAGUUUUAUUUGAAAAAUAUAAUUUUACAGGUUAAUUGUUAGAGAAAUGUAAAAAAAAAAAAUCUGUCUUUACAGGAAAAAUAAAUAUAAGUCCUCUACGCUACCAUCGCGUUCAGUAGUUUAUCCAUGCUUUUCAUAUUCUACCCAGUCACAUAGUACCAAAUCAGCAGCCCCAGUGAUGUUUUCAUGAUCAGUAAGCUAAAGCUCCUUUGGCUUGGGUAGGAGAUCAUUAACCCUCUCAUUAUUUGGCUGUCAUUUUCAGGGCUUAUACAGUACAACGUCGCAUAUCCGACCCCCUGUGGACUGGGGUAUAGGCGGAUAUGUGAAAAAGUCAGUUUUGCGAACAUCUAUAGAAGCAUUUACGCAUCCAUUAAUAGGUUAGUGAACAAAAACAUGCAAACUGCUUUAAACAUGGGGACAUUUUUUCUUUAAAAGUAAGCAAGCGUAAACGAGAUUAAUUAGGCUACAAAUACAGUGUUGCUAGGUGGUUUGCUGUAAGCCAUCUCCAUGAAAAGCUUUAAAAAAAAAAAAAAAAAAAAAAAAAACAGUAAA
Messenger RNA from Acipenser ruthenus (sterlet), 1628 nucleotides. Its product is annotated as protein Abitram-like. Gene Ontology annotation, molecular function: actin filament binding; actin monomer binding. The transcript is spliced from 6 exons. The record is from RefSeq and is a predicted model, not a curated record. Bases 122 to 679 code for a protein of 185 amino acids. Lineage: Eukaryota; Metazoa; Chordata; Actinopteri; Acipenseriformes; Acipenseridae. Gene Ontology annotation, biological process: regulation of actin filament polymerization; regulation of filopodium assembly; dendrite morphogenesis. Gene Ontology annotation, cellular component: lamellipodium; dendrite; filopodium tip.